UAAUAAAAUGGUUUGAUGGUUUUAGAAAUUCAAAUUCAUGAAACACGUGUUGUGUCGGAGGUCAUCGGUUAUAAAAUGUGUCCGAGCCAACUCUCUGCGCCCAUUCUGCUGACUUGCGUGACUCUGUCUCCAGCUCCGAUGGCUAUCGCUCCUCACCACCUCUGCCGUCUCCCAUCUGCGCGAUCGGACCUUGCCUUGCCCGAGAAUCUCCCUAAGAUCGGAAGUCUUCGAUGCCGGAGGCAUCUCUCAGUCCAGUGCUCCGGUGAUUCUUCGUCAUCUUCCAUGGCUGUGGACUCCGAUUUCGACGCCAAGGUGUUCCGGAAGAACCUCACCAGGAGUAAGAAUUACAACCGCAAAGGGUUUGGUCACAAGGAAGAGACCCUCGAGCUGAUGAAUCAGGAGUACACAAGUGACAUCGUUAAGACUUUGAAGGAAAAUGGAAAUGAGUAUACAUGGGGUAACGUUACGGUGAGGUUGGCUGAAGCCUAUGGUUUUUGCUGGGGAGUCGAGAGAGCUGUUCAAAUUGCCUACGAAGCGAGAAAACAAUUUCCUACCGAGAAAAUAUGGAUUACCAACGAAAUCAUUCACAACCCAACUGUUAACAAGAGGCUGGAGGAGAUGAAAGUGCAGAAUAUUCCGGUGGAGGAAGGAAAAAAACAGUAUGAUGCUGUAGACAAGGGUGAUGUUGUGAUUUUGCCUGCUUUUGGAGCUGCAGUGGAUGAAAUGAUGACUUUGAGUGAGAAACAUGUCCAAAUUGUUGAUACAACUUGUCCAUGGGUUUCAAAGGUUUGGAAUACUGUUGAGAAGCACAAGAAAGGAGAGUAUACCUCUAUCAUACACGGUAAAUACUCCCAUGAGGAGACUGUAGCAACUGCAUCUUUUGCGGGAAAGUAUAUCAUUGUGAAGAAUAUGGAACAGGCUGAAUAUGUUUGUGACUACAUUCUUGGUGGUGAACUUAAUGGAUCCAGCUCAACAAAGGAUGCCUUCUUAGAGAAAUUUAAGUUUGCAGUUUCUGAAGGCUUCGAUCCAGAUACUGACCUGAUAAAAGUGGGCAUUGCUAAUCAGACAACAAUGCUCAAGGGAGAGACUGAAGAGAUUGGGAAACUAGUGGAGAGGACAAUAAUGCGCAAAUUUGGUGUGGAAAACGUCAAUGAGAACUUCAUAAGCUUCAACACAAUUUGUGAUGCUACUCAGGAGCGACAAGAUGCUAUGUACAAGCUGGUGGAGAAAGAUAUGGAUCUAAUGUUGGUAGUUGGUGGAUGGAACUCCAGCAAUACCUCGCACCUGCAAGAGAUAGCUGAGUUACGUGGAAUACCUUCUUACUGGGUUGACAAUGAGCAAAGAAUUGAAGGGAACAGGAUAUCAUAUAAAUUAAAUCAUGGCGAACUGGUGGAGAAGGAAAACUGGCUGCCAAAUGGUCCAAUAACAAUUGGUGUAACAUCUGGUGCAUCCACACCAGACAAGGUUAUUGAAGAUAUUCUUGUCAAGGUGUUUGACAUUAAACGUAAAGAAGCAUUGCACCUCGCGUAAGUGGUUCCGCUAGAGCUUCGUCAAAGUAUGAGUGAAACGAGAUGUAUUGUAUUGCUCAUGGUAUAUUGCAAUCCCAUGUACUCUGAAACUGAUCAACGUGAGCAAGUCUUGACUACAGAAAUCUUAGAAGAAGUUUCUUUGUUUUUUUUUAAAUCUUGUUGGUUAAAAAAAAAAAAAAUCUUUGAAGAAGUUACCUGUUAAAGUUAUGUGUUUUUGGUGGUAGCUGACAGAAUCCAGCCCAAUAACACAAACUGCCCAAUGUAGCACGUUUUUUGAGUUUUUGUGGUCCAAGGCAAUAAAAGCAAAAAAUUCUUAGGAUCGCGAUUGAUUUGA
Molecule: messenger RNA, 1863 nt
Organism: Prosopis cineraria
Lineage: Eukaryota; Viridiplantae; Streptophyta; Magnoliopsida; Fabales; Fabaceae
Product: 4-hydroxy-3-methylbut-2-enyl diphosphate reductase, chloroplastic-like
Exons: 10
Coding region: 16-1530 (504 amino acids)
Biological process (GO): dimethylallyl diphosphate biosynthetic process; isopentenyl diphosphate biosynthetic process, methylerythritol phosphate pathway
Molecular function (GO): metal ion binding; 4-hydroxy-3-methylbut-2-enyl diphosphate reductase activity
Source: RefSeq, a predicted model, not a curated record